Messenger RNA from Dama dama (fallow deer), 939 nucleotides. Its product is annotated as olfactory receptor 52A1-like. Gene Ontology annotation, molecular function: olfactory receptor activity; G protein-coupled receptor activity. The record is from RefSeq and is a predicted model, not a curated record. Bases 1 to 939 code for a protein of 312 amino acids. Gene Ontology annotation, biological process: G protein-coupled receptor signaling pathway. Gene Ontology annotation, cellular component: membrane. The transcript has a single exon. Lineage: Eukaryota; Metazoa; Chordata; Mammalia; Artiodactyla; Cervidae.
AUGUCCAUUUCCAACAUCACAAUCUUCAUGCCUUCUGUGUUCACGCUAAUAGGGAUCCCAGGGCUAGAGUCUGUGCAAUGUUGGAUUGGGAUUCCAUUCUGUAUUAUGUAUCUCAUUGCUAUGAUCGGAAAUUCUUUGCUUCUGAUCAUCAUCAAGUUGGAGCCCAGCCUCCAUGAGCCCAUGUACAUUUUCCUAGGCAUGCUAGGGGUAACUGAUAUUGCACUUCUUACCAGUGUUGUGCCCAAGAUGCUUGGAGUCUUCUGGUUUCAUAUACCAGAGAUAUAUUUUGAUUCCUGCUUGCUUCAAAUGUGGCUCAUUCACACGUUUCAGGGCAUAGAAUCAGGCAUCUUGCUGGCUAUGGCCCUGGACCGCUAUGUAGCCAUCUGUUAUCCACUCAGACAUGCUGCCAUCUUCACUCCCCACCUCAUUUCUCAAAUAGCAAGUGCAGUAACACUCAGGGCUGCCAUUCUCGUAGCCCCUUGCCUAGUACUGAUAAAAUUCCGAUUGCAAUUUUACCACAAAACAGUCAUCUCCCACUCCUACUGUGAGCAUAUGGCCAUUGUGAAACUGGCUGCAGGAAAUAUCCAGGUGAACAAAAUCUAUGGUUUAUUCGUGGCUUUCAACAUUGCAGUGUUUGAUCUCUCUUUCAUUACAUUGUCCUAUGUACAGAUAUUUAUCACAGUUUUUCGUUUGCCCCAGAAGGAGGCUAGGUUGAAAGCAUUCAACACUUGUUUCGCUCAUAUCUGUGUCUUCCUCCAGUUCUACUUCCUUGCCUUCUUCUCCUUCUUCGCACAUAGGUUUGGGUCUCACAUUCCCACUUUUAUCCAUAUUCUCAUUUCUAGCAUUUACUUGUUGGUCCCUCCAUUUCUCAAUCCACUUGUCUAUGGUGCGAAGACCAAGCAGAUCCGUAUGCAAAUGGUAAAAAUGUUCAGUUCGUAA